Molecule: messenger RNA, 1860 nt
Organism: Ambispora leptoticha
Lineage: Eukaryota; Fungi; Glomeromycota; Glomeromycetes; Archaeosporales; Ambisporaceae
Source: the annotation of a GenBank genome assembly
AUGGAAGCAGCGAUCAAACAAAGUAGAAAGGCGUGUCCUUUUCUCCACAGAAACACGGCGGCAACACUACGAAAACUUUCUAGUAUGCCUGCCCCCUCUUUUCAUGAAGGAAAACAACAACAGCACCAACAGGGAGGCGCUCCUAUGAACGCUCUUUUGUCGUUUGCCCAGAAAUGUCCGGUUAUGGGGAAGGCAAUGGCCACCGUGCAACGCCGUCAAAGCUUAUUGCAUACAUCGGCGAAACUGGCUAAACAACCCACUCGUCCAUUGAAUCAAGCGUCGAUUGUUACCCACGAGAAGAAUUUAAUUGAUGAACAAGCCGCCACCGCCGCCAUCGCUUUGUUGAAAAAAAAUGAAUCCAAGCAACAAAAAAAAGCUGGUAACUGCCCUUAUCACAAAAUUAAACAACCAGAACAGUCGCCAAACCAUCAUCAUCAUCAAUUGCCAGCCACCCAUUCAACCAACGCCAUCUCGUUCGAUUAUGAAUCUCUUUAUCAACACGAACUCGACAAAAAGCAUCAAGAUAAAACUUAUCGUUAUUUCAAUAACAUUAAUCGUCUCGCUCAGAAAUUUCCAAAGGCUCACACUAAAGACCAACAUGAAGAAGUUACUGUCUGGUGCAGCAAUGAUUAUUUGGGAAUGGGUAGAAACCAAAUUGUUUUGGAAACUAUGAAACAUACUUUGGACAAAUAUGGGGCUGGUGCAGGCGGAACUCGGAAUAUCGCCGGAAAUUGCAAUCUCCAUCUACAACUUGAAACAGAAUUAGCCGAUCUUCAUCACAAACCGGCCGCGUUAGUCUUUACCUCGUGCUAUGUUGCCAACGACGCUACAUUAAGCACUUUAGCCUCAAAACUUCCAGGUUGUCAUAUCUUUUCCGAUGCAGCUAAUCACGCGUCAAUGAUUCAAGGAAUCAAACAUUCCGGCGCAAAGAAGACUAUUUUUAAACAUAACGAUUUAGCCGAUCUCGAAGCAAAACUUCAAUCGGUCGAUAUUAAUAUCCCGAAAAUAAUAGCAUUUGAAAGUGUUUAUUCCAUGUCGGGCACUGUGGGUCAAAUUGACGCAAUUUGUGAUCUCGCAAAAAAGUAUGGCGCAAUUACGUUUUUGGAUGAAGUCCAUGCGGUUGGAAUGUACGGACCACGUGGUGGAGGUGUCGCGGAACAUUUGGAUUUUGAUUUGAAUUCUCAUAUUCCGCACGCGAAUAAUGGCAGCGUACUUGAUAAAGUCGAUAUUAUUUCUGGUACACUUGGUAAAGCGUUUGGUAUCGUCGGCGGUUACAUUGCUGGAUCAGCUAAUUUGGUAGAUAUGAUCCGUUCAUAUGCUCCAGGAUUCAUUUUUACCACGUCCCUUCCACCUGCAAACAUCGCUGGCGCAAUAGCAUCAAUUCAAUAUCUCAAAAAAUCCUCCAAAGAACGACAAAUGCAGCAAUUAAACACCAGAAUUCUCAAAGCUCGUCUCGCCGAACUCGACAUCCCCGUCGUGCCAAAUCCUUCUCACAUCGUUCCUGUGCUUAUAGGCGAGGCAGAGCCUUGCAAAAUCGCUUCCGAUCAAUUGUUACGUGAACACGGGAUUUACGUUCAAUCAAUCAAUUAUCCAACAGUUGCUAAAGGUGAAGAAAGACUACGAAUCACUCCGACUCCUGGGCAUAAUUUGAAAAUGAUGGAUUAUUUAGUCGACGCUUUGGAAAUUAUCUGGCAAAAGAAUGCGUUCAAACGUGUUAGUGAUUGGCGGAUUGAAGGUGGUCGUGCUGGUGUUGGUACGGGUGGUUCUAUGCCGAAAACUAUUUGGACAGAUCAUCAGUUGAAUAUUGUGCCGGGUAGCGGUGAUGCAGCCCAUCCCUAUGUUACUGAGAUCGCCGUCUAA